This is a messenger RNA of Wyeomyia smithii (pitcher-plant mosquito), 1374 nucleotides long. RefSeq lists its product as uncharacterized. Gene Ontology annotation, molecular function: nucleic acid binding. NCBI's taxonomy places the organism in Eukaryota, Metazoa, Arthropoda, Insecta, Diptera, Culicidae. Bases 1 to 1374 code for a protein of 457 amino acids. Gene Ontology annotation, biological process: DNA integration. The record is from RefSeq and is a predicted model, not a curated record. The transcript has a single exon.
AUGACUCUUCCAGCAACUCAACGGAAGCCGAUCGAAAAGACCAGCAGCAUAUAUACGCUGACUCCAAUGAUGGAUAAGAAUGGUGUCCUGAGAGUUGAUGGUCGAACUGGAGCGGCUCGACGAGCACCAUCUACUGUUAAGUAUCCUAUCAUUCUUUCCUACCACAACCGGUUAACAGCUUUGAUCGUAGAUGAACAACACAAAAAAUUACACCACGGUAACAACGAGACGGUAGUGAACGAACUACGUCAACGUUACUACAUUCCGAAGCUUCGGACCUUAGUUAAGAAGAGAAGUACGAGUUGUCAACUUUGUCGAAUACGCAAAGCGAAACCAAAAGUUCCGCUGAUGUCGCCCCUGCCAGAAGCUAGAUUGUCUUCAUUCGCCCGACCCUUUAGCUACGUUGGGCUUGAUUAUUUCGGCCCCAUCACUGUCAAGCUUGGACGCAGCCAUGUAAAACGCUGGAUUGCGUUAUUUACGUGCUUAACUAUUCGUGCUGUACACGUCGAAGUAGCAAGCAACUUAAGCACGGAAUCGUGUAUUUUGGCUGUUCGCAGAUUCGUUUGUCGCAGAGGGUUCCCGGUCGUAAUUUACAGCGACAACGGAACUAAUUUUAAAGGCGCAGAAAGAUUACUGCGAGAACAAAUUGAACAGGGCCUGGAAGCAACGUUCACCAGUACGACAACAAAUUGGAAAUUCAAUCCUCCCUCAGCCCCCCAUAUGGGGGGAUCCUGGGAACGAUUGGUUCGUUCCGUCAAAACAGCACUUGGCGCUACGUAUGAUAAUGACAAUAUUUCUGAUGAAGACCUUUUAACCAUAGUCAUCGAGGCAGAAUCCAUAGUAAACAGCCGUCCGCUGACGUAUUUACCCAUAGAUUCGGCAGAACAAGAAUCCCUUACGCCAAAUCACUUUUUGCUCGGUAGCUCAUCAGGAAUACGCCAGCCGAUAGCAGCUGCAGCGAAUGAAUGUUCUCUAUUGAAACGAUCGUGGGGUCGAAUCCAAAAGCUUUUGGACCGAUUUUGGAAACGGUGGGUCCUAGAAUACUUACCAACUCUAACUAAACGGACGAAGUGGUUUGAGGAAAGUAGAGCCAUACAACCGGGCGAACUAGUUCUUAUCAUCGACGAUACGACACGUAAUAAAUGGACGCGAGGACGCAUUCUGAAAGUGAUCACCGCUGCAGAUGGAAGAGCAAGGCAAGCGGAGAUUAUGACUACCAAAGGUAUUUUGCGUCGGCCUAUGGCAGAGUUGGCUAUUUUGGAUGUGUCUGAUGAAACCGGGAAUGCUCACCAGUUCCAUCGGGGGGAGAAUGUUACCAAGGAAGCAAAGGAACUGGCAACUUUGCUCGCCGUUAAUAAACGGCUAAUGCCGUGA